AUGUCUUCGCUGAGCAAGUACUUCGACGAGGCGAUGGCGGGUGCCGGCUGCCGGGAGAUCCUGCAUCCGGGCCGCGACUGUUGGCCGUUCGCGCGGGACAACCUGCUCGGUUCGAUCGUCUCGAACGCGGGCUUCUUCGGUCCGAUCGCCGUGCUACGCCUGCUGCUGCUCGUCUACCGUCGGCGUACGCUCUCGGUGGCGAUCCUGCGCCAAACGCUCGGCGAGUUCGGGGCCAUGCUGGUGAACGCCCUGCUCGUGGCCAACUGCUGGACCGGAGCGUUCUGUCUGGUGACGUGCACCACCGGGCGAAUCCACGACAACUACUCCGUCUCGCUGGCACCACUGCUCGGGACGCUCGCGAUGCUCCUGAUGCCGGCCUACGUCCAAACCACGCAUGCUAAGGCCAUCUUCGUGGCGAACCUCGAGUGCUGGAUCAAGUCACGCCCGAGCCGGCUCAUCGCCCGGCUGCGUACAUCGCGCACCGUCGGAACGCUCUGCUUCAUGCUGCUCAGCGCCGGUAUCGCCAGGUGGGCCGCCAAACUCCGGAACCACUCGUCGGAGUUUUGGUUCUUCACGCCCAUCAAAGACCAGCAAAGAACACCUGGUGCUAGCUGUUGUCACCACGAAGAAAGCUGCCCGCGCUACGUCUGGCGCGGCACGCGCACCUACUUCACCUUCGUCGGACUGCUGGAGCUCGUGCGUCGGCUGAUCGUGACCGUCGGUCAGCUGGGCCAAGCGCCGACCGAACGUCUACGAUCGCUGCUCCGGCUACGCUACCGGCUGAUUCUGUUCCUCACGCUGUACAGCGGUACCUUCCGGCUGCUGACAUGUGUGCUCGCCCGUCGACGGCGCCGAAGGUCGCAAGAGUCGGACAAUGUGACGGCCGGCUUUAUCAGCGGCCUGUGGUACGCCCUGUAUCCGAACUACAACAUCUUCAACCUAGCAGUAUCCACGCUCGGACAGACCUACUGGAACUACGCGAUGGAAAGGUAUGCCCGGUCGUGCCCAGCACUGCACCUGCAGCUCCGGCGAGUGCCGUUCGCGCCUCUAGUAUGGACCGUGUCCAUGUGCUACGUGACCUACUCCCGUGCCUACUACCCGUGGGCGAUGUCCAAGUUUGCGUUGAAAUUCAUCGAUGUCUGCUCCAACUAUGCGUCGCGGACGGCGUCGGAAAACUUUGCCCUGCGAUUUCUGGCCGCUAGGUAGAGACCACCCCGGGCUGAUAGCGCAGUGUAGGGGUCUCGUCGUUGUCACGCAGCUGGUCGCAUGGGUUUGAUUCCCUGUGUGUGACAACAGGCGAGUUGGUGCGGGUCCGUAACAAUUCCGCCCGUAAAACACACCGUUACAGAAAGCAACACAGAGACAGAGCUUGUCUCACCGUGUGGAAGCCUAGUUUAAAAGUUAAGUUGUUAGUUUUCUGUUGGACAUACACCGACA
Messenger RNA from Anopheles cruzii, 1437 nucleotides. RefSeq lists its product as uncharacterized. The record is from RefSeq and is a predicted model, not a curated record. Lineage: Eukaryota; Metazoa; Arthropoda; Insecta; Diptera; Culicidae. The transcript has 5 exons. The coding region runs from base 1 to 1206 and encodes 401 amino acids.